GAUAGGCGCUCGGAAAAGACGGGGUGGGCGGGGCUACAGGAGUGGGCGUGUCCCGGAAGGGAAGCUGCUUGAUGGCCGCGGAAGCGGGGAGAGGGAGGCAAGGGCGCCCGGGUUGCCCUCGCUGCGCGCGGCUGCUAGAUGCUGCUGUCGGCAUCGCCCCUGCACCGGCUGGGCUGGCUCUGGCUGUGGGUGCUGCACUCGCUGGGGCAGCCCCCUCCGGCCGCCGGGAAGGAGGUCGACGUCGCCCGCUACAGGUGAGCCCGGACCAGGAUGACUGAUGGAGGGACAGCAGCUCGCUGCUCCCUCAUCACCACCUGGGCUCCUUUGCCUUCCCUUUUCUAAAGGCGGAUUUUCAACAGGUGAAGCCUCCCCUUUUUCCGUGGCUCGCCUCUCUGGCUGGCCACGUUGAAUUUCACCUGCCAUCAAGUCUCCCGCAAGGACAACGGGAGAAAAAAGGAUGGUGGCAGCCCUGCUCUCGGGUGGAAAACCGAGGGUGGGAGAGGGUGGAAAUCCUCUAAUACUAAUACGCAGCUGUAUUUAUGUUUGCUUUUAAAAAAAAAAGUGCUUGUUUUCUAAUAGUGAGGAUGGAACAGAAAUAAAAGGUCAGGGGAUGAGGAUUAGACUUUAGAUGGUAAGUUCUACCCUUGUAGAAAAUGGUAAGAAACGACAGUCAUUUUAUUCAUGUGAUUGUUUAAAUAUCUUAGGGAUGUGGCUUCAUGGAAAAGUAAACAAGAUAUCAUAGCCAUAUAUGUGGGGAAAUCUUAAAAAUAACUGAGGGCAUGCUGCUCUUGACAUAUGCAGGUCUUUGUGGUCAUGGUUGAAAGCAGCUGUGAAGAACCUUGAGGCAAAAAAACCCCCAGAAGUAGAUCCUGCAAACCUAAAGUGCUUCCUUUGAGAAAGUAGGAAAAGUGCAGUGGAUUAUUGGAAAUUAUAAGGGAAUCUUGAAGACAUUGGUUUGGUGUGAAGCCAUGAACAGAGGCCUUUUUCUCUUCCCUUCUUCUCCUGCCUUCCACUGCAUUUUGUGUAUAUCAAGCAGGCAGCAAGAAAGUUGGAAGGAAGAGAAUUGCUGAGGUGACCUACUGAGGGCUGGUCACAGCCCUGGCAUGGGAGCUACCAGAGAUCCAUAUUUAUUCUGCAUGGCGGCAUUCCAUGUGGAGGCUGUAAUAUUUGAAAGCAUCUCAUUGUGUAAAUCCUAGAUGAAGAAAUUUUAUUUUGCUUUUCAGACCAAAAUUGUUUCCCAGAGUGGCUCAUGGUGAUCAAAAAGUCAAUUCAGUCCUGGUGGCAGGAAUUGUACAUAAAUGAAACUGACCUUGUCCUCAGGUUUACAGACUAAAAUGACCAAAAGGAAUGGGAGCAGAGAGAGAACCUCGUGAAUGGAAAUCAGUUUGACAGUGUCAGAAUUACAUGAUUAAUUCUGAGUUGGCAUUUAUCCAGUUGUGGUCAUACUGACCUUCCCCUGCUGUUGGUCUUGCUGGCCUAGAAGGGAUACAACUACCCAUUAAUCCAAUUAGUGCUUUCCCCCUCACUUCUGCAGUUCCAGGGCAACUGGAGCAGAGCUGGAAGGUGGGAAGCAAACUUAUUGUGGCUGCUCCAUUUCUGGAAGAAGGCUGCUCUCAUCCUUGCUUUGAUCUUCUUCAUGCGGGUGGGGUUUCAGCCUUCUGGCCGCCCUCAAAACUUCCAGUUUUGAAGAGAACAUACUUUGUUUUUAGAUGAUAUUGCACAUGUAUUGCGUCAUACCCCAUUUUAGAAGAAGCAUUCUCUGCUCUGUGAGAGAAAGGAGAAUGCUUCUUCUGUGAUGGCAAGUAUGAUCCACUCCUUUCAAAAUUUUGGCAGUGCUAUGCUCACCUUUGUAGAGGUCACCUUUUUUGCUGCUGCUGUUCUGUGGUGUUGUCCACUUUUCUGUAACACUGUAAGUAUGAAACGUUUUUGUUUUUUUUCUCCCUUUAGAGAGCGAGUCAAGUCCAUGUUUUAUCAUGCAUAUGAUAAUUACCUGGAAAACGCCUUCCCGUAUGAUGAACUGCGCCCUCUGACAUGUGAUGGGCAGGACACUUGGGGAAGGUAAUGGGAAGACUGAAUGUUCUUUCUGUGGUUGCUUGUGGAAUUUUGAAAUAACACCUUCUUACGGUAUGUCCCUGUUUACUAGAGCAGGUGUCGUCGUCCCCCCACCUGCCAUGCUGAGUGAAGCUGAUGGGAAUUGCAGUCUAACUUCUGGAGGGCCCCAUGUUACAGCAUAUGCUAGUUGUCCAGGAGCAGCGUAGAUUUACUUAACCUUUUCACUGCCUUUGGAAUGGGUUUGUUUAGCCUAGUGAGGAAAGACUGAGGUGCACAUGAUGAAACUGUUCCUAUACCUGAAGUGCUGUCACAUAGAAGAGGCCACGUUCUCUGCAGAACUUGAUGUAAUGGGCUCAAGUUACAGGAGGAUGGAUUUCAGUAGAACAGUGGGAGAAACCUCUUAAUGGUAUGAGCAGUUUAGCCAUGGAACUAACUAUUACAGUGGAGGUGGGCUCUCCCUCACUAGAUCUUUUCCGACAGAGACUGGACAGCCAUCUCUUGGUUUUUCAGAGAAGAAGCCCAUUGGUUAAAUGCCAGCAUGUGCAUCUUUCUAUGUAUUUUGUGGUUGAUGCCGCAUUUGCCUCACCAGCAUUGCCUUCCUUUCUUUUUCAGUUUUUCUCUCACACUGAUUGAUGCGCUGGACACUCUGCUAGUAAGUACCGUUUGUCAGUAUCAUAAUCUUUCUUAGUUUUCUCAGGUCCUGCUUAUUCUCAGGCAUAUUGCAUAUUGGUAGAAAAAUGAUUCUGUUCCUCAUACUUUCAAUUUCUCCCUACUUUCAACUUCUUUACAAACAAGUAAAAUGACAGCAUUACUAAAACCAAGCACAAAAUGGAUUCCAAGCACAAAAUGGAUUCACAAAUUUGAAAACAAAGGGUUAUAUCCAACACUAUUGUUUCACUUACACAACACAUGUUUCCAUAAGGAAUGGACCAUGUUCCCCUUUCUUGCCUGCAGCUUCCCCAAAUCUUCUCCAGAGGGUUGAGGGACCUUUCAGAACAGAUUUGGGGGUGCACAGGGAGAGAAGAAGACAGUAUGAGACUGGAACUCCAUGUGUGCAGUGCAGGAUACAGCCCAAAUGUAGAAGUAAAAUUGUCCAUUGUCUCCCAAGACAGAUAGAUGCCAGCUAAUUCCAGACUUGAUCCAUAGGAACAUAGAAAGCUGCUUUAUACCGAGUCAGACUCACUGGUCCAUCUACCUCAGUAUUGUCUACACUGAUUGGCAGCAGCUCUCCAGGGUUUCAGGCAGGGAGUGUCUCCCAGACCUAUCCGGAGAUGCUGAGGAUGGGACCUGGCCUGUUCACAAGGCCAACUUCUGUUGUUGAUGCAAUGCCAACAUUCCAAGUUCUAGCACAUUUUCUUCAUUAUAACAGCCUGAAGAAGCUUCAAGGGCAAAGCUAGAUUGCCCCAGUGUAAUAUUCUGUAAUAUAUCUUUCCUACUGAUUUCUAUCCUGCCUGCCCCCAAAUUUAGAUGUUUGCAGUCUCAUGAAUUGUAUGCUUUCAAUUACAUUUAUUUAUUCCCAGAUUUUGGGGAACGUCUCUGAAUUCCAGAGAGUUGUCAGCGUGUUGCAGGAGGGUGUGAAUUUUGAUAUCGAUGUAAAUGCUUCUGUCUUUGAAACCAACAUCAGAGGUGAGUGGAACUCAAAAAGGUCCCUGUCUUGGAAGUAUUUUGCAUAACAAAUUAGUCUAGAGUUGCAGCACAGAGGAAAGAUGAGUGUGUAAUAUAGUAACAGGAUUCAGAAGGGUAGCCAUGUGUAGCCAGUUGUAGCAAAAACAACAAAGAGUCAGUUGUAGCAGCCUUUUAAGGAUUGACAAUUUAUUACAGCUUAAUUUUUCACGGAGCAGAGUCCAUAAGAGGUAUAAAGUGUAAUCCUAAAUUGGCAGGCAUUAUAUUAAAAGCACUGGGGGUUGGAAGAAUGGAAAAUGAAGAGGGAAAUAAAAGUUAUAGAAAUACCCUGUUCAGAGGUAAUACAAUACCAGAUUAGAACAAGGAUGGAUUAACCAGAUAUUGUUGAAAGCCAGUUCUCAUUAUUCCUGACCUUUGGCCUUGCUCUCUGGGGCUGAUGAGAGUUGCAGCUUCUAGAGGGUCCCCACUUCCCCACCCCUGUAUUAAAGAGAGAAAUCAGACAGAGAACUAUGGCCUUCUAUCCCCUGCCUGUAGUGGUCCUGGAAGCAGUCAGCUGGCAACUGUUAGAAAAAGAGACCUGAGCUACAUGGGCUUUUCGUCUUAUUCAGCCGGGAUGCUGUUAACAUUCUUGUGAUGAUUCUAGUGCAAGUUUUUGCUCUGAUGCUUUUCUGUAUUCAUUAAUAAGGCGCUAAGUUGAACAUUUCAUGACUUACACAGUAUAUCCUUGCAAUGAUCAAGGGAAAAGAUGUUGCUGGGAUAAGAACAAUUCAUGUGUGUCUCCUGAGAAGUUUAACCAAAUGGCUGGCUCCUCUGUAGCCACUGAAAAGGAAAUCAGUUCUGCACACUUCACAUUGGCCAAUUUGCACAAUCAAAUCCUGGGUUAAGAAGCCAGGAUGUGAAAGUGUCAUGCGUGCUCGCAUGCAACUCCUUCAUGUGAGCUGCAUAACAGGCCAAGAUUCAGCUUUUGGCCCUAGUUUCUCAUUAUGUGUGAACCUGGAAACUGUGGUUAAUGGUUUUUCAGACAAGACUGGAUGUGAGGCCUGUUGAACUGUUUCUUUAAAUGUAAAGGUUCAUCAUUGUUCUACCCGAUGUGUAUGUCUUUAAGGGGCCAGAGCAAGGGCCAGAGCAAGAUAAUGAGACCCAGCUUUACAGCUGUGAAACAUAGCAGGUGCUGCUGAGUUGUAUUGAUUAAGCUGUGUUGGUAAUUGGGUGUAGUAUAUAAGGAGCAGCACCUAGCUCUCCCAUUACCCUGGGGGAUGGGUUGGUGGUUGGGUCUGGUUUGUUGUUGAUGUAUUUAGUGUAAAUGGAGUUUUUGUUUUUGUAAUUAAAACCUUAUUUAAGUUAUUUUUGAGUCCCUUUUUAAUGCAUGGUCUCCCCAGCAAGCUCUCUGCAGUGCUACCAUACUGCAAAUAGCCAACAAGGCCAUGGUUUAAAUUUGAUUUCCAGUUCCUGGCUGGUUUGGAACCCACAUAGCAUAGCUUAUGACUUUGCACAUAAAACAAAUCUCUGGUUAAAAGCUGAAUCGUGGCUUGUUCAAAGGAACUCAGUGCCACCCACAAGUAGCUGCUGCAUAUACUGACUUCUUAAGCCAGGAAUUGAUUGUCCAAUUAGUCUGUUUGCUCCUCCUUUUAAAUAUACUAUGAUUGCAGAUAAAGGGGCUGGGCAUGGUUAUCAAAAGGAUGGUGGCUAGUCGGCUGUAGAUAUGCCUGGAGGAAGUGGAUUUUCUAGAUCCGUUCCAGUCUGGUUUUGGCUCUGAAACACUCUUGUCGCCCUGAUUGACAGUCUCCACUGGGAAAGUGAUGGAGGAAUGCAACUCUGCUGGUUCUCCUUGAUCUCUCAAUGGCUUUUGACACCAUUGACCAGGUGUUCUUCUGGAGCGACUCAGGGAGGUUGGAGUUAGAAGUACUGUAUUAUAGUGGUUCCACUGCUGCCUCCAGGAUCACUAGCAUAAAAUAUUACUAGGAGAUUACUGCUUAGCUUUUGGGCUGUUGGGUCCCACAAGGGUUCAUUCUGUCUCCUAAGCUAUUUAAAAUAUAUGUGGAAACUGUUGGGAGCUGUUAUCUGGGGAUUUGGAGCACAGUACUCAGCUCUCUUCUUCCAUUCCAUAGAAAUCUGAGUCCGUGAAGGUGUUGGACAGGUGUUUGGAGGCAGCAGUAGACUAGAUGGGGGCCAAUAAAUUGAGACUGUUUCCAGAUAAGACAGAAGUACUGUGUAUGGGUAGUUCCCAUGCCCAGGAAUUUGGUGUACAACAAGUUCUGGAAGGAGUUGCACUCCCCUCUUAAGGAAAAGGCUUGUAGUCUGGGAGUAUUCCCGGAUCCCAGCUGGAUUGUCGCUGGAGUCUCAUAUUGCUUCUGUGGCUAGGAGUGCUUAUACCUAGCAUAGGCUGAUUCACCAGCUGCAUCUGUUCCAAGGUCAGAGUAGCCUGGCCUCAGUUGUCCGUUCUUGGUGGCCUUCAAAAACAUUCCUGUUUACUGAGGGAUUUGAUGGCUGAAAGAGACUGUGAGAUCACUAGCUGAGAUAAUGUUCUUAACUGUUUUUAGAUUUUUGCUUUGUUUUAUCAUUGCUAUGUCUGCUGCUGCUGCGGGCUCCUUUGGGAGGAAGAGCAAGAUACAAAUCAAAUGAAAAAUAACAUAUUCACCCUUUGCCAUUCAGACAGCACUACUUUGCUUUUUAAAUAAGCUGUGCAUUCCCAUUUUCAGUGGUCGGCGGCCUCCUGUCUGCUCACUUGUUGUCAAAGAAGGCCGGUGUUGAAGUGGAAGCAGGAUGGCCCUGCUCUGGGCCCCUCUUGAGGAUGGCAGAGGAUGCAGCUCGAAAACUUUUGCCAGGUGAGCACUGUUGCAGACUCUGAGAAUUCAUUUCCUCCCUUUCUGUGUUGCUGCCUUAUAGGCUAAACUAGAUUAUAAGUAAUGGGUACCAGGAACUUCAGGGGGACAAAUUCUUGCAAAUUGCUAGGAGCAGAAGAGAUGUAGUUGGAUAUCUCAAGUGCGUUGAAAAUAAAUAUUUAUGCUCCUAAUGUAGCCUUUUCCAACCUUGAGUCCCCAGAUGUUCCUGGACCCCAGUUCCCAUCAUCCUUGACCACUGGACCUGCUAGCUAAGAAUGAUGGGAGUUGUAGUCCAACAACAUCUGGGGACCCACAGUUGGGAAAGGCUGCCCUAAUGUAUACUGGGCCAAAUGUUGCUAAAAUCUGAAGUAAUGAAAGUGGACUCAAGUGUCUGCUUUUUUUUAUCAAUGAGUAUACCACAGCAGCAAAAUUAGUAUUAUGGCUAAGUGGAUAAUGUGGGACGCGGGUGGCGCUGUGUCUAAACCACAGAGAUUAAGGCUUGCUGAUCAGAAGGUUGGCGGUUCAAAUCCCCAUGACGGGGUGAGCUCCUGUUGAUCGGUCCCUGCUCCUGCCAACCUAGCAGUUCGAAAGCAUGUCAAAGUGCAAAUAGAUAAAUAGGUACCACUCCAGUGGGAAGGUAAACAGCGUUUCCAUGCGCUGCUCUGGUUCGCCAGAAGUGGAUUAGUCAUGCUGGCCACAUGACCCGGAAGCUGUACGCUGGCUCCCUUGGCCAGUAAAGCGAGAUGAGCGCCGCAACCCCAGAGUCGUCCGCGACUGGACCUAACGGUCCAUGUUACCUUUGCCUAGUGGAUAAUGUAAUGGCUCUGAUAAAUAUCUAAGAUGAGAAAUAAUGCAGCUAAUGCAAUGUUUACUUUAAGGAAGUAGAAAGGCGCCUACAGUGCUGUAUAUGACAUGUAUUUGUCACUAAGCAUUCAUUGCACACUUGAGCUAAAACAGAACAUACAGUCUUUGCUGUCUAUUUGAAUAGCGAUGAUCAUUUUAACUUGUGGUUAUUAGGAUUCGCAUUUGUUCACCUGUGAAUGGGUUACCGUUAAAGUGGAAUAUAAAUCCCAAUCUAUACAACAGAAACCUCUUUGAGCAAAGUAGUUCUUCAGUAUACAGCUGUGUUCUUGUGUUUGUGUGUUUUGUAAAAUCUUUAAAUUAUUGCCAUAAACGUAGGAAAUCUAUUAGUUGCCAAGCCCGUUGAGCUUGAUUGGACAGUGUAUCAGGGUUGCUCACCAGGAGCUGGUAACAAUUCCUUACGGGUAAAUACCUUGCUUGCUGGACCUGCUGUUCAAAUUGAGCUGUGCGUUAUAGGUGACGAGGCAGACAAACGUACGUGCAUUGAAUUCAAUGCAUUGAAUUAGGCUGUCUUCCCAGUAGUUGUCCUGACUUGUUUGCCCACUGUUUAGAUUGUGCUGGGCUGUCACAUGACUUGCUGUUAAAACUUGAAACACACCUGAUAGGAGACUUGCAGGAGUAUUUAUGGAACCAACCUUGGGAGGAGAAUCCACAGUUUGAACUGUAUUACCUACACUGGGCCCCCAGUUAUGCUAGUUUUGUUUUGAAGCCUUUCAGACUCCAACUGGAAUGCCAUAUGGGACAGUGAACUUACUACAUGGAGUAAACCCUGGAGAGACACCAAUUACUUGUACUGCUGGAAUUGGUACAUUUAUAGUGGAAUUUGCUACGUUAAGUCAUCUUACAGGUGACCCAAUAUUUGAGGAUGUUGCCAGAAAGGCUCUUAAGACCCUCUGGAAAAAUCGUUCUGAUAUUGGCUUGGUGAGUGGAAAAGCCUCAUGUCACACUUUCCAUCUAGUUUGAUUUUUGUUGAAAGUAUGGUCGAAUUCUUUUAAAACACUGCCACUGAAACACAUUGAUUGCAAGAAUAUAACAGUACCAGGUCCACCAUGUACCAUAAAUGUACACAGGCUGGUAUGAGCUUAAUCCUACUCCCAAACCUCUGUUGUUUGUCUACAUCAAGGCUGAGCAUGAUGAUCAUCACCAUUUUUCAGUAGCUUGUGGUCCAGAUACCUUGAGCUUUUUUGCAAGAAUACAAUGGAUGAUCAUAUUAGAAGACGGCUUGUGAAGUUCCAAUACUUGUAGAAACCUACAUUGCUUGCUACCAGUCACUUCCUACCUCCACAUUCUUACAAAUCUUUUAAAAAAAAGAUUUGCUCUUACAUUUUCGCAGGUAUACAAAUCAGUUCAGGAAUUUCCUCAUUGGUCAUUUCUCAUCAUCAUCACUAUCUUAAAUGAAUCUCUUCUGUCAUGGAACUCAAGAGAGCAUACAUGACCCAUCCAAACACUGACCAGACUCAGACCUGCUUAAGUUCAGCAAGGUGGUGGUCUCAUGUGCCUUCAGACCCAUCCACCACCCAUUAGCCAUUAGUCCUUGUUUUCACUGAAAACUGGUAUGAUCCACAAAGUGUCUGUCACAGGAUUUAAUGUGGAAAUGAAAUUCACUCUGGGGGAAAUUCAGUGUAUUCAGUUACGUUCUAGGCUUAUAGUAUGUUCUUGGGCAAAUCCAAGAACUUGGAACCGGAAAGCAGCUGGGAAUUUAAAUAAAGAUCAGAACAGUUGAUGCCAUGAUAAGCAUUCUAGUUUAAAAGGCUGUGUUAAUGAAUCAUUAAUGUCGCAUGUUAGAGAUGCCUGGUCCUGUGUUAGUUCUCCUAAUCAGACUCAUUGAAGUUAACGAACAUGGCUAACUUAUGUCCAUUAAUUUCAGUGGGCCUAUUCUGAGUAAAAAUUAGUUGACUACUACCCAUAGUGUUUUUUUUAAGAAUUGGUACAGUAACACACAUUGUUGGCACUAAAUGCAUGUUAGAAGGACUGCAGAAAUUAAUAUUUUUUUGUUAUGUCUUUGUGCUUUUUGGAAGCUUGUACAGAUAACAAACCAAGGAUCUAUUGUUUGCUGAAAUGUAUAGAAAUGUAAACCUAUGCUAAUCCCAAUCUACAGCUUUUAAGAAAUGAGGCUUUUUUUUCUUUCUUCAGGUGGGUAAUCAUGUUGAUGUGGUAACUGCCAAAUGGGUAGCCCAGGAUGCUGGCAUUGGAGCCGGAGUAGAUUCCUAUUUUGAGUAUCUUGUUAAAGGAGCCAUCCUAUUGCAGGACGAGGAGCUGAUGUCAAUGUUUCUAGGUGAGUUCAGAAAGGGCCAUAGCUCAGUGGCAGGGCAUCAUCUUUGCAUGCCAAAGGUCCCUGGUUCCAUCCCUGGCAUCUCCAGGUAGGGUCAGGAAAUACCUCUACCUGACAUCUCGGAGAGUCAUUGCCAGCCAUGGUGGACAAUGCUCAUUGGCUUCCUUCCUUCAUCACAUUAGAGAAGGGCUGUAGCUCAGGGAUAUAACAUCUGCUUUGCAUGCAAGAGGUCCCAGGGUUUGGGAAUCUCUCUUCUCUGCAGCCUUAGAGAGCUGCUUAUAGUCAGUGUGGACAAAACUGAGCUAGAUGGGCAAAGGAUCUGACUCAGUCUAAGGCAGUGACAUGUGAUGGUCUUGUUCAGUGGUGAUGAGCACAAUCAAGAGAAUCACACUUUAAAGCUUCUGAUUAUGCAUCGGCAGCCCUGUCUCUGUCUGCCCCUGUCAGGUUUGGGGCAGUCUUGCAGCCAAAUUGGAACAGCUGCCAGGCCAAAUCAGGAUGCAUGUCCAGGCCAUGGCCCCGGAGGCUCCUUGCCCCUGCUUUAAUGAUAACUCAUGUGCCAUUUUUUCUCUUUCCCUCCUUGAACAGCAACUGCUCUGUAGAAGCUCAUCUGUUGUGAGCAGAGUUCCCUUUUAAAAUAUUUUCGUAUUGUCAUCCCUUUAACAUUGUUAAGCAUAAAAGGAAAUUCCAAUGAUAAAUGUGUUCUUUGAAAUAUAUGCAGAUAGAUUAUAUGAAAGCCAGUUCAUUUUCAGGUGCUCUGAAAUUCUUCUUCCAAUGUUUAUCGUUCAUUUUGACUUGUCUUUCUGUAGACUACAACAAAGCUAUAAGCAACUACACAAAAUUUGAUGAUUGGUACCUCUGGGUUCAGAUGUAUAAAGGAACAGUCUCAAUGCCUGUUUUUCAGUCCCUUGAAGCCUACUGGCCUGGCUUGCAGGUAAGGGCUGAUGAAGAACAGGUAUGUUUUAACUCAGGGAUCGCUAAAGAACUUGUGGCUCUUCAUAUGUUGUUGGUCAAGCAAUACUUGGUGGCCACAGGUUCCAUCCCUCUUUUAAUUGCUUGUGUUCUUCAUAAUUCCAUUUCUACAGUAAAACUGAGAACCUGCACCAGAGUAGGCGUCCAAUGCAGUAUAACAUGAAUCCAGUCUUUUUGCCUGUGUUGGAUAAUCCUGUACUUAAAUCAGAAGUGUUAAAGCAGAUGAGGACAAAUAUCUGCACUGAGAAAACCAGCUGUGGCUUUUUCUUGCCAAGAAAACAGUUAGCAAUAAUCCACUUUUCGUUGUCUCUCUGAUUCCGUGUGAACUGUAAUUCCGCUGAGAAUCUGACAAAGGCUGUUUUAGUAUCUAGGAAUGAAAAUGAACGAUUUCCUAAAACAGAGUAGCCCUAUUAAACUUAAACAUGUUGUUUCUAGUAGAUUUCUUUCCAGACUUAAAAAAAACCUGGUUGCCACUGAGGUGUCUGUCCUAUGGUUAUUUUAUAUUCCAAGUCUUCUUACAGACAUCAUCUCAGUACAUAGUUGGUUGUGCUAUUACGGUUCUUCUCCUCCCCCCCACCCUUUUCCUUUUUUUAAAGCAGAUUAAGUACUAUUUGAGGGUUCUAGUUGUACACUGUGCUUGGUUUGAUUAUGUCUGCUAUGCUCUAUUCUUUCUGUUACCUCACUGGGUUUUUUCUGGUUUUAUUCUUCCUCCCAGAGCCUCAUUGGAGACAUAGAUAGUGCAAUGCGAACAUUCCUCAAUUAUUACACUGUUUGGAAGCAGUUUGGUGGGUUGCCUGAGUUCUACAAUAUUCCCCAGGGUUAUACAGUGGAAAAGCGUGAAGGGUAUCCACUUAGACCUGGUAAAUGAGAAAUAAGUAUUUUGUAUGUGACAUCUUUCAUUUGUUGUUUACAAGGCAUAUAAAUACUGCAGGUGUAUGUUUAAAUAAAAUAAUUUAUAUACUGCUUAACUACAGUAAUCUCCAAGCAGUUUACAAGGAUGAAAUACUGAAAGUAAAUAUUGGUUAGAACUAUAAAAUCAAAAUCCAAUUAAAAUGCCUGCUGGAACAACAACAAAAAAUGUCUUCAGUAGGCACUGGAAGUUCAGCAGGGAGGGCGGGAGUCUUCAUGACAUUCCUCCUAGGGGUGCAGCGAUAAAAAAGCUAGCACAUUUGCAAAACUAAGCAUGGUUUCAAAGCAGAUGAGGAGACUGUGUGUUAAGAUUCCUGCCUUGCAGGUGGUUGGAGAUGACCCUCAAGACCCCUUCCAAUUCUAUGAUUCCAUUAUGUCAUCUGGAAGCAAGUGCCAUAAAAUUGGGCCCACAAUACUAAACCCAACGGCUCCUGUUGAAUACGAGCCAUGCAUGCAAGCCACGGGGGACCACUAACAGUAACUCCCCCAAAGACCUCAGUAAUUAAGAAGAGAUAUAAGGGAUUAGGCAGGUAUCCUGGACCCAAAUUGUUAAGGGCCUUGUAAAGUUAUAUAAAAACCUUGAGCAUGGCUUAGUAGCGUAUGGGCAGUCAGUGUAAACUUUUGAACACUGCAGUUAUGUGCUGGCGGUAAUCUGCCCCCAUCGACAGUCUAGCCCACAGCAUUUUGCAUCAGCUGGAACCUCUGGACCAGGCCCAAAUGCAGCCCCACAUAGAGCACACUGCAAUAAUAGAGUCUUGAGGUUACUGUAAUGGCCAUAGUCAGCAUACCAGCUGAAGCUAGUAAAAGGCACUCCUCAUCACCAAGGCCUCCCUAGCCUCCAGCAACAAAGAUAGAUACAGGAGACCCCCUCCCCCAAAAAGUCCAAGCUUCUUCAUUCAGAGGGAGCACAACUCCACCCAGAACAGGCAGCUGUCCAGUCUCCCAGACACAUGAACCACCAUCCCAAAGGGCUUCCGUCCUCCUACAGUUCAUGCUUAGUUUACUGGUCCUCGUCCAGAUCACCCCUCCACCUAGGCAAGUGUUUAGAUCAUGCAUAGCAUCCCCUGACUCAAUGUUAUGGAGAAGUAGAGCUGUGUGUUGAUAGCCUAUUGAUGACCCUUAGCCCCAAAUCAUCUAAAGACCACACACAGUGAUGUUAUAUAGAUAUUAAACUAGAUUGUUUAAGACUUUAGCUUGUACCUUGUGGCUUCCUUUUGGAUGAUCUCCAAGUUGCUUUGUGGUUUGCCUUGGUUAUAGAUAAAUCUAUAGAUCAUUAACAUUUCAGUCUAAGUGGCUCCUGAACCUCUUUCUGUUAAAAAGAGGGUUCCAAAUGCAUAUUGUUCUCUAGUGUUGCCGAAGGCAGCAGCUUUGAACAGCAAGCUACCUCUUAACGCAGAAUAAAAUGAGUUCCAAACUACGUGACAUGAUGGGGGGAAAGUUUUAAGGAAAACUGAUUAUUUUGUUCCUUAUUCAAUAAUAGAUGACCCCUGUUUUGAACUAUUGUGUGUUCUGAAUCUUUGGGAAACUGUGCAGGUGCUUCCUGUAUAUUGAAUAAAUGCAUGUGUAUGCAAUGAUGUAACUUAAGGGGUGGGAUUCACCUCAUCAGUUGAAACCCUGUGCAAUGGGGCUUCCCCUCUCUCCUUCAUGUGCCUCCUGAAAUUGGUUCGGGGGUUGAAGAGAACCCCCCGAGUACAGCACAGGGGAGGGAAGAUAAUUCCGUCUGGAAAGCUGAUAAUCUUGUGCGUACAGAAUAUUUUUAAUAGCGCAACAUUGAUUUCCACCCAAGCUUUUUCUUUUUUGUAUUUCUGCAGAACUGAUAGAGAGCGCAAUGUACCUAUAUCGUGCUACCCAAGAUCCCACCCUUUUGGAACUGGGCAGAGAUGUUGUAGAGUCAAUAGAAAAAAUCAGCAAGGUUGAGUGUGGCUUUGCAACAGUUAAGUAUUUCUCCUGAACUCUCUUCCCCUGCCCCUUUCUUUUUAGUAAUGGACUAGUGUGUCCCUCUCAAGCAUCCUUUUCUCACUAGCAAAAGUUAACCUACCAGAAUGUGUCAUCUUGGUUGGUGUGUGUGUGUUUUAUUCUGUGGCACAAAUAUGGUACUGAUUCUAAGUUCUGCUUAUUUCAACAGUAGACUUGAACUCCUGAUUCGUGCCACUGUAUAUUUCUCCAGAAUGUUGCUGAAACAAUUGUACGACAGAUUCUGGCAUAUGCAGUGUAACCAAUUUUCCCUCCAUUUAUUUUAAAGAUCAAAGACCUGCGAGAUCACAAACUAGAUAACCGCAUGGAGUCCUUCUUCCUGGCUGAAACAGUGAAAUAUUUGUAUCUACUGUUUGAUCCUGACAACUUUAUCCAUAACAAUGGGUCAUCCUUUGACGUCGUACUGACACCCUAUGGAGAAUGUGUUCUUGGUGCUGGUGGAUACAUCUUCAAUACUGAAGCUCAUCCUAUAGACCCUGCUGCACUGCACUGUUGCAGGAAACAAAAGGAAGAGCAGUGGGAGGUAGAAGAUCUAGUGAGAGAGUUCUAUUCUCUGAAAAGAAGCAAGAAGUUCACUUUGACAAGAACUUCCGGUGGAAGAGAAGCAGAGACGCACAAAGACUCUGCAGAUACUUCUUCAGAAGGCCGCAAAGAGCAAAUGAACACUAAACAGAAAGAGAAAAGGAAAAUCCCACUCCUGAGCUGCCCUAGUCAACCCUUUAACUCCAAACUGGCUGUUCUAGGGCAGGUCUUCUUAGACAAUACUUGAUUCCUUUGCUCUGAUUCAGAGUUGUUGAUUUCAAUAAAUAUGUAUUUUAUUUGCA
Messenger RNA from Podarcis lilfordi (Lilford's wall lizard), 14306 nucleotides. NCBI's taxonomy places the organism in Eukaryota, Metazoa, Chordata, Lepidosauria, Squamata, Lacertidae. The record is from the annotation of a GenBank genome assembly.